Epithele typhae is the source of this 825-nucleotide messenger RNA. Its product is annotated as t-SNARE. Gene Ontology annotation, molecular function: SNAP receptor activity; SNARE binding. Gene Ontology annotation, biological process: Golgi to vacuole transport; vesicle fusion; intracellular protein transport. The transcript has 6 exons. NCBI's taxonomy places the organism in Eukaryota, Fungi, Basidiomycota, Agaricomycetes, Polyporales, Epitheliaceae. The record is from RefSeq and is a predicted model, not a curated record. Gene Ontology annotation, cellular component: endomembrane system; SNARE complex; membrane. The coding region runs from base 1 to 825 and encodes 274 amino acids.
AUGAGCUUCAACGACAUCGAGGCCGGGCUCUCGCGCCCGCUCUCGCCUAACAGUGGCGCGCCACUGUCGCCGGAGGAGUCCGCGUUCACUUCCCUCCAGUCGUCGCUAUCCCUCCAGGUCUUCAAGAUCAACUCCAAUGUCCAGGGCAUCCUCAAGCUCGUCGACCAGCUCGGUACCGCGAGGGACUCUGCGGCCCUUAGGAAGUCUCUUCAUGACCUCACCGAGUCGACACGGGCCAUGGCCAAGCGUGGCUCGGACGAUCUGAAGAAGUUAGCCGCGAUGCAGGCGACCCUCCCCCGGCAGAAGACGUCACUACAGAAGACUUCACACGAUUUCCAAGUGUCACUCGUCGCAUUCCAGCGCGCACAGGCAGUCAGCGCGGAGCGGCAACGUACUGUGGUCGAGGGUGUGAAGCUCGCCGUUGAGGAGGAUGAGGCUGCGGCACAUGGGGAGGCCGUGCGCGCGUCGAGUCCCUCACCGUCGCAACGGCAGGCGCAGAUCCUGCACAACCAGCUCUCUCCGCAGGAGCUUGUGUUCCAGGAGUCUCUGAUCCAAGAGCGGGAAGCAGAGAUCCGGGAUAUUGAGAACGGUAUCCACGAGCUCCGCGACAUCUUCCGCGACCUCGGCACGCUUGUGCAGGAGCAGGGGGACAUGCUCGACAAUAUCGAGUCAAACAUCUCCUCGAUCGCCGUCGACACGGCAGGCGCUGCCGAAGAAUUGACCACGGCACAUGAGUAUCAGCGGCGCGCAGGCCGGCGUGCACUCUGCCUGAUGAUCGUCGUCGUUAUCGUCAUCUGUGUGGUCCUCUUGGCAGUCCUGUCGUGA